Messenger RNA from Capsella rubella, 2453 nucleotides. Its product is annotated as protein ACTIVITY OF BC1 COMPLEX KINASE 3, chloroplastic. Lineage: Eukaryota; Viridiplantae; Streptophyta; Magnoliopsida; Brassicales; Brassicaceae. Gene Ontology annotation, molecular function: ATP binding; protein kinase activity. Gene Ontology annotation, biological process: protein phosphorylation. The coding region runs from base 130 to 2271 and encodes 713 amino acids. The transcript has 4 exons. The record is from RefSeq and is a predicted model, not a curated record.
CUUUGUUCUUCUUCUUCUUUCAUGGCUGUUACUGGCUGGGCAAUCACAAUCUGAUUUCUUCCUUCCUCUCUUUUCUUUCCCUCUCUGAUUAUCGCCAAGUCCAUUGUUGGGUGGGGCAAGAGUUACACGAUGAGUCUGGUGGUUGGUCAGUCGCUGGGUUUAACUCUAUUCGGCGAUGGUCUUUCCUUACGCAAUUCGAAAAGAAAUGGCGCAAAUUCUAAGUUUUUCUUUGUCAAUCGGAGGAGAUUUGCUCGUGCGGCUCUUGUUCAAGCUAGGCCUAGAGAGGAUGGAGCACCGGCGACUCCUUCUCCAUCGCCGAGAGCGACUACGGCGCCGGUUGUACAAUACCGACGAGCUGAUCUCGCCGAUGAUCUUCAAGCGGAGGCACGAGCUCUGGGUCGCGCUGUUGAUGCUUCUGUCUAUUCUCCGGAGCUCAUCGCCAGGAAGCAUGGCUCUCAGCCUUUCAAGGCUUUGCGGAGAAGUUUGGAGAUAUUGGGAGCUUUGGGCGGUUUCGCUUUGAAAUUGGGGAUUGAUCAGAAGCAAGGCAACUUAGACAAGAACAUGAAGAAGAGAGCAGGCGAGCUCCGGCGCAUUUUCACUCGUCUCGGGCCUACUUUUGUUAAACUGGGUCAAGGUUUGUCCACCCGACCAGACCUCUGUCCACCCGAUUACCUUGAAGAACUUGCAGAGCUUCAGGAUGCUUUGCCAACCUUCCCUGAUGCAGAGGCCUUUGCUUGCAUUGAGAGAGAGUUGGAUUUGUCUCUAGAGUCCAUUUUCUCGUCUAUAUCCCCAGAGCCAAUCGCAGCAGCUAGUCUUGGCCAGGUUUACAAAGCUCAGUUGAGGUAUUCUGGUCAGGUUGUUGCUGUCAAAGUUCAACGCCCUGGAAUCGAAGAAGCCAUUGGCCUUGACUUCUACCUCAUUAGAGGAGUUGGGAAACUCAUUAACAAGUAUGUAGACUUCAUCACUACCGAUGUCCUUACCCUUAUCGAUGAGUUUGCCUGCAGAGUUUACCAGGAACUAAACUACGUCCAAGAGGCGCAAAAUGCCAGAAGGUUUAAAAAACUGUACGCUGAUAAAGCAGAUGUUCUUGUACCUGAUAUAUUCUGGGAUUACACGGGCCGCAAAGUUCUAACAAUGGAAUGGGUAGAGGGAACGAAACUGAACGAACAACUUGUCAUUGAGAGUCAGGGUUUAAAGGUUCUGGAUCUUGUAAAUACCGGAAUUCAGUGUAGCUUACGGCAACUCUUAGAGUAUGGUUUUUUCCACGCUGACCCUCAUCCUGGUAAUCUCUUGGCAACACCUGAUGGAAAACUUGCCUUUCUAGACUUUGGAAUGAUGAGUGAGACACCCGAGGAAGCUAGAUUUGCUAUCAUAGGUCAUGUUGUUCAUUUAGUGAACCGAGAUUAUGAAGCCAUGGCCCGAGAUUACUACGCUUUGAAGUUUUUGUCUCCUGAUGUGGAUGUUACUCCCAUCAUACCAGCUCUCAGAGACUUCUUUGACGAUGCACUUAAUUAUACCGUGAGCGAGCUCAAUUUCAAAACUUUGGUUGAUGGUCUAGGUGCUGUCUUCUAUCAGUAUCCAUUUAAUGUCCCGGCCUACUAUGCUUUGAUUCUGAGGUCGCUUACUGUGCUUGAAGGUUUGGCACUUUACGCAGAUCCUAAUUUCAAAGUGUUAGCUGCUUCAUACCCAUACUUUGCCAAAAGGCUUCUCACUGAUCCAAACCCAUAUCUAAGAGAUGCCCUUAUCGAGCUUCUAUUUAAAGAUGGAAAAUUUAGGUGGAAUAGACUCGAGAACCUUUUACAACAGGGAAGUAAAGAUAGAGACUUCUCAGCAAAAGAUGCUCUACAACCAGUUUUGAAGCUGUUGCUGGAUCCAAAUGGUGAAGAGCUUCGACUGUUAGUAAUUAAAGAAGCUGUACGAGUUAGUGAAGCGAUUGCGUUGGGCACUGUUGUUGAUACAUACAAUUCCCUUCCAGAGUUUCUGCGAUCUCUUGUCUUCAAUGGAAGUGGGAAUGGCCCUCUGACAAUGAGUACUACAGAACUUCAAAGUACGCUUGAGCUUCGAGAUCAGGUCUCUAGAAUCUGGGGACUUCUUCAAUCUUCAGAAAGCUUUGAUCCUGCUAUUUUGCAGCCAAUACUACAGGUGUUACAACAACCAGAGGCACGAAGACUUGGAGGACGUGUUGCAGGUGGUGUAGGCCAACGACUUGCAGCUCGAUUUCUGCAACAACUCCUUCGAGCCACAACACCAUCUUCGGCACCAACCCCAUAAAUGCUCUUUUCUUAUCAGUGAAAUGGUAAAGUGUAUAUUAAGCCGAGACACUCGGAAACCACAGAAUUGCAUCAUGUUACAGUAAUAUAGUAUCAUUCUUUCUCUUUGUAUUUUACUUGUGUUAAAGACCAAAGUAUAACCGAUGAGAAAUGCUUCCACAGUAUAGGCAUUUGAUUGCAAAA